UCCUCAAGAGAACAACAGCAGAGGUGCCCAACUGUCCCACUCAACAACUGGCCCUGCCAUUGCCCAUAUCCCCUUCGAUGUGUAUUAGGCAAAGGACGGAGCUUUAUCUUGUGGUGUAUCCUUGUUCUAGCCAGAAGAGGCCUCUGAGGAAAGAAGAGCUUGAAGAGGAGAUGGCAGGAGUAGCAACAGACUUGAGUGCAGAGGGGUUGGAGGAAACAGGGGAGCUACAACCUCCCAAAUCAGACGCUACCUUCCAACAAGUUACCAACCUCCUGAACAUCAUGGACAGUGAGUCAGUGAAGUUGGACACGGAGGGGGCAGGUCUAGACCUGCGCAAGACCCUGGCCUCAGUGAUAAUCACAGACAAAGCCGCCACCGAGCCUUCUGUGGUGAUGAAUGCCCUCAUUCGCUCCCUGCAGAUGCCGGAGAUUUCCACCCAGCGCAAGGUCACCAUUUACAGCAUUCUCCAGGAGAUCAUCCAGCAGCAAGGGGAGCUGGAGGAGCAGUGUGUGCAGAGGCUGGUCACUGUCGCCUCCAAGGAGAUGAGGGAGCUCUCGGAGAUGGAGGGCUAUGUGAAAGCAGAAGUGGCCAGUGACACCCUGGUGGCCCUAUCACGGAACCACUUCAACUUGGUCAUGUAUGAGCUGCAGCACCACCUCAAGCCCCUCAGUCUCUCUGACGAAUUUGUCAUUGUCACCUUGGCCAAGCUGGCCAAUGGCAAUGUAUUUGAGUUUAUGCCAUACAUGGGCAUCACCCUGGCCACAAUCUUCACGAUGCUGAGACUUGCUGAGGAAGCCAAGAUGCGCCAGGUGAUCUGCGGUGCCGUAGAGACCUUCUGUGAGGCGGUGCAGUGUUACCUGAGGCACCUGGAGGACAGCACGUACCCUGUGAUGACCGAGGAGCAGUUUGCCGUGAAGUUGUUCCCCAUGUAUCGCUACUUUGUGACUGUGUGGCUGAGACAUCCCAGCCCCGAGGUGAAGGUGGGGGUCAUCAAGUCCCUGAAGCCCAUGCUGAGCCUCCUGCUGCCCAACGAUGACCUGCGGGAGCAGGUGUAUGACUAUGUCCCCCUGCUGCUGGCCCAGUACCAGAGCAAAGAUCACUUACAACCAGGACUGCAUCCCUUGCAGGUCUUGAGACAGAUUCUGGAAGCAUCGGUCACCACCAACACCCCUGUCCCCCGAAUGCAGCUCCAUCCCAUUUUCAUGGAACUGCACUCCCAGGUGUGUAGCAAAGGCCCAGCUGUGCACCAGUACAACAACCAGAACCUGGUGGAGACUGUGCAGUGUUUUGUGGCCCUAGCUCGCUCCUACCCCAAGGAGCUGAUGAGGUUCUUCCUGGGCCAGGUGGAGACAGGCAAGGAGGCCACCUGCGUGGCCACGCUGUCCCUGAUCAAGGCCGUGGUGAGCGCAGAAGAGCCCAGAAUGAAUAUCAGGACCAUCAGCCUGGCCAUCCGGGUGGUCAAGAACUCCCUCUCUGAUACCCGCUCCAAGGUGAGAGUGGCUAUUCUCCGCAUCAUUGGCCAGUUGGCUCAGUCCGGCUACCAGGACAGAAUCAAAGGCUGGGGCCUGAAGUACGUGUCUGUGCAGCUGACCCUGUCCACCUACAGACUGGAAAAUCACCGGGAAAACUGUUAUCAAAAGGACUUGGAGGAGAAGAUGGUCCACAAGGUCACCAUGGACACCGUGAGGAUCAUAACAUCUUCUGUCAGUGGCAUGGCCAAUGAGUUCUGGAUGAGACUGCUGAGCUACAUCAUGGAGACAGACUGCAUGGAGGCCCUGACCCCCAUCUGUGUCAGCCUUACGAACCUGGCGAUGUGCCAGCUCCACAGCAGUGACCAGGAGGCUGGUGUGGCUGGCAAGGGCAAGCAUGUGGACCUGCCUGCACCUCAGAAGCUGCUGGCUCGUCUCCUGGUGCUGGUGUCAUCACCCUACAAAGGGGAGGGCCGUGGGGUAGCUAUGCUCAACCUCCUGAGGACGCUGAGCCACAGCAUUGUGCCCACCUUGGCCGGCAUGUGGCAGCAGGAGAUCCCUCUGCUGGUGCAGUACCUGGAAGAGCACACUGAAUUCACCUGGAAUCAGAAGGUCUGGGAGGACAAGCUCAUGCAGUUCCUGAGAAACUCCCUCCGGAAGACCAGGGGAACCCACUGGAGCCUGCGCCUGAGCAAAGAGCUGAACAACCUGAUCCAGAGCUUUGGCAGCCCCUCCUUGGAAAAGGGCUUCCUGUACAGGGCCUUGGGCUUCACCUUGGCCAUGGGCCUAGAGGCCAACAAGGUGGAGCUGCUGCUGUUGGAGCUGCUAUACAAGACUGACUAUGGCAAUGACUUCGACAGGGAGGGUGUGAUUCAGUGCUUCGGCCUGUGCGCCCACGGCCAGGUGAAGACAGUGCUGAAUGUGCUCCAGGACUUUGAGGAGAGGAUCCAAGAAUCAGAGCAGACCUGGCAGAUCAGCGCCUGGCAGAAGGACCACCUCUGGAAGCGGGAGACUGUCAAGAGCACCCUCAUGGUGAUGUAUAGUUGCGUGUCCUCUUACUGCCACCCCCAGAUGCUCCUCGCCUACGUGGACAACCCCAUCACUGCUAAGAUCAUUCACCACUACUCCAGCAGCUGCCAGGACAUUGGCCUCAAAAUGGCCUUCAUGAAGAGUAUUGUUCAGGUCACCACUGCUGUCAGAAACAUCAAGGAUCUGGGGGACUUUCAGUUUGCUCCAAAGCCGACUCUUACUGACCUCAUAAUGGUGAUCCUCAAGGCAGAGCCAACCGACCACCUGGCUUCUCCUGUGCGGGCAAUGGCCAUGGAUGCCCUCUCGCACCUGAGCAAGCUGAGGCCUUUCUACCCCGCAGAGGAAAGCAUCGAGCUGAUGGAGAUCAGCAUACGUUCUGUAAUUUCUCUCCAACCCCCAGGAGAGGACAACGAGCCCAUUAAGACCCUGUAUGUGAACGCCCUGCACUCCCUGGAGUGGCUGAUGGAAGGCCUCCUGCAGAAGCAGCUGGACCCUAAGGGGCUGCAAGAGACAGUGCAUCUCCUGGAGAAGUGGAUCUUGUCCGAGAAAGAAUGGGAGCGGGAGAAGGCUAUGAACCUGCACCUGCACCUUGUAGAGCUCUACGUCCGGAGUGUCAGCGUCUGUAUCCCCCUGAAGCUGGGCCAGUUUGGCACCCUGGUGGGACUCGUUGCCCCAUGCAUCUGUGACGCCCACCGAAGAACUCGCAUGGCCUCAACUAAUGUCCUGUCCAGCCUGCUAGAUCUUCAUGCAAGCCAGACCUGCUCCUUAUGGGGCGCCGCCCAGGAGAAGGAGCUGCAGAAGUGUAGGGAAGACCUGCUGAGUAUGGACGAGGAGAAGGUUUCGGGCGUGUCCUCCAGAAUUGCCAAGGUGGUCUGCAUGGAGUUUAACUGUGAUGAGGUGGUCUCCCUCAUCCAGAAGCUGUGCGAGAACAUCGGGGCCAUGGACCUGCAGCAUGACAAGGCUGCCGUCACCUGGAUAGGCACCUUCCUCCAAAUGCGGGUCAAGGAGCUGGACGACAAGGUGGCUGAAAUCUUGGGUGCCAUCCUGGUGCACCUCCCUGCGGUGGACCACCUGCAGGUGCGGCGUCCUCUCAUUGAAGGCAUCCUCCUGCUGGCCCAUUUCCACCAGGAGACGGUUCUCACAUCACUGCUGAGGCAGCCCCUGCCCAUGCAGAGCCACCUGAAGGAGGUGUGGCUGGCAGCCGCAGAGAAUGUGCCCUUUGCGCGGAGCAUGCUGCGUGGCCUGAUGGGCCGGCUGCAGUCGCGGUUCACUCCCAGGGUGCAGCCCACCUCCAAGGCUGACAUCUGGCGCCUGGCCGCGGUGGACCCCCUGAUGAUCCUGUGCACCUUGUGCCUCCUCCUCGAGAAGGUGGACAAAGAGAACAAGCUCCUGGACCUGUUCCCUGACCUCAUCUACACCCUCCUGAUGCAGCUCAGCUGCAGCCUCAGGCCCAAGGCCUCCUCACCCGUGCUGAAGACCUGGAGACUGGUCCACAUAGGGACGCUUCCUGAGGAGCUGAACCUAGAGAGGUGCUCAGGGCUGGUGGUCACCAUCAAGUCCAUGCGGCUUCUGUUCGAGAGACUCAACAGCGAGGGCUUGGUGUGCGCCCUGGAGGAGCACUCAGUGUGGGCCCGGCUGGAGAGCAGUGCCACCUUCCUGGAGGGAGUCGGCCUGCUGGCCAGGCUGUACGUGGAGAGCGAGGUGGGCUACAGGCAGCGGCUGCUGGAGCUGAUGCUCAGGGGCCUGGGCUCGGAAGUGCCAAGCUGCCGGAUCAGCUGCACAGCAGCCUGCGUGGAAGUGAGGCACCUGUUCAUGAGCAACCCAGUACUAUACCAGGAGAAGCUGCUGAGGACAGCAGUGCUGCUGCUGGAGAAGGGGGCAGGGCAGCAGGAGGAUGAGGCCCUGCAGGUGCUGUCCCUGCGCGCCCUGGGCAACAUGGCCCUCGGUGCACCCCGGAAGGUGAAGCAGUACCGGAAGCUCCUGCUGCAGCAGUGCCUGGGCUCCCUGCAAGGGGCCACAGACAGCAGGGUGAUGGUGACCACGGAGGGCAUGGAGGCCCUGACCAAGGUCCUGGCCCAGCUCCGGGAGGGAGAUGUGGGCUUUGCUUUCAAGGCCAUCUCUGAGCAGUGCAGGCUGUUCUUCGACAACGAGAGCGAAGUGCUCCGGGAAAAGGCUUUCAUCCUCUUUGGGAAGCUGGCCAGGCUGGUUGGGAUUGCCAGGAGGCACUUCUUCAAGGAGGAAGUGAGGAGAGCCUGGGUGCCCCUCCUGCUGCACUGCCAGGACCCCUGCUCCAGCACAGCCCAGGCCUGUGUGGCUACCAUGCUCCAGUGUGUGCACUUCUGGGGCUGGAAGUCCCUGGAGAGCCCCUUGGGGCACAGCGACGCUGGCACUGAUGAUGACAAGAUGAUCACUUUCCAGACAACCAUGUGCUCCAUCUUGACUCAGAAAAAGCCUGCUGUUCUCUAUGGCUUCCUGCUGGAAACAAUGAGCUACGUUAAAAAUAACCUGUCAAGGAUCAGAAUUGUUGCCUGCAACUUGGCAGGAAUUAUUAUGAAGCAGCUCUCUGCCCAUUAUGUGAAGAAGCUGGACCUACCAGGGCUACGGAAUUCUCUCCAGGAGCUGCAGCUGGACUCAGACCCUGGCGUCAGGAGGGCAGCCCUGGAGGCCCUGAAAGUCCUGGACAGCUGCAGUCAGGCCUGGUUCCCAGCUUUGCCACAAGGAGUGUCCUAGGGGUCCAAGCAGGCCAUGGGUCUUGCUUCCUGAGUGCUGACCCCUUCCA
Octodon degus (degu) is the source of this 5277-nucleotide messenger RNA. It is a transcript of the gene Mroh2a, whose product is annotated as maestro heat like repeat family member 2A. The transcript has 42 exons. NCBI's taxonomy places the organism in Eukaryota, Metazoa, Chordata, Mammalia, Rodentia, Octodontidae. Gene Ontology annotation, cellular component: cytoplasm. The record is from RefSeq and is a predicted model, not a curated record. The coding region runs from base 78 to 5228 and encodes 1716 amino acids.